This is a messenger RNA of Zootoca vivipara (common lizard), 1248 nucleotides long. RefSeq names its product alanine and arginine rich domain containing protein (gene AARD). Lineage: Eukaryota; Metazoa; Chordata; Lepidosauria; Squamata; Lacertidae. The record is from RefSeq and is a predicted model, not a curated record.
CUGCAGAAAAGGAGCCGCGCUGGCCAGCCAGGGGCUAGGAAACAAAAGGCCUGGCCUGGGAGGAGGAGAGGAAGAGGAGAGGAGAGCGCUUGUUGUUGUGGUGAGGUUUGGAGCAGAGAUCUGCGCUCCAUCUCUCCAAUUCCCCGCAUCCUUGCCCGACGACCGGUCCCGCCUGAUGGAGCCCAUCAGGGUGGGCGCCGAGCAGGCUCCCUGCGAGGAAGCUUUUUGCAGCUCGCUGCUGGACGACAUCAAGCAGAGGCUGCUGCACGCCUUCCGGGGACCGGGGGGAGACGCCGCGCCCCAGCAGCUGCUGAUGCUGUCCAGGCCCGCGGCGCCUUGCAAAGGCAGAGGGGUCGAGGUGGCCCGGGAGGAAGCGCGCAGGGCGCACGUCGAGGGCGCCAUUGCCUGGCUCCGUGUGGAAUUGUUGGAGAUGAAGUCGCAGAACCACAAGCUUGCCAAAACCUUGCUGGAUUUAAGCAUGGAAAUACAGAGGUUGAGAAACGAAGCUGACAUGCCAACUGCUCUAGAAUCAAAGGCCCCGAGCUUUGCUGCAAGCUCAGAAUAACGGAGCUGCGUUUCAGGGAGAAAGCCAGAAGACGCAACACACAAUCCCACCGGCGAGCCUGGCAAAAAUUGGAAGAUUAUGUUGCACAGUUAGGUCUGAAUUGGUCGGGGAGUAUGGCUUGAAUAUUAAUGAGAAUUUCCAUUAACUUGGCUGGAGAAGGAAUCUUAGUUAUUAUAUUAGAAUUCAGAGCCUCCUUUGGAGUAGAGGAAAGAAUGGGACACCUCCAAAGAAUGGAAUGUCUGCUUUACUUUUCAAAUGAUUGCUGCCUGUUUAAUCUGCUUAGUUCAGAACAAUCACCACCAGUCAGGUCACUGAAAAGAUGGGAGGGCAACCCACACACCCCACCCCUCUGAAAUGCAGUGGUUUGGCAGUUAUCUGGAUCCUCCAUUACGAAAGAGUGAAUGAACGGUGUCUGUUCCAGACCAAACAUUCAGGGCAGUUCCAGAUUGCCACUAGUAACUUUAGUGGGAUUCAGGUACAUGCCGACAAAUUCAGGUUGUGCAAUCCAAGACGGUUUAGCACUCUUGUGCAACGAGUCCACUUCUCCUGCAAAAGACUGAAUCCCUUGCAAUGAGGAAAGUGAUGGGGGGGGGGAAUACACAGGGAAGUGUUGGGUCACAUUGUCUUGAUGCAGUGCCGUCUAAGCCCCCUGAAAGCAAAUGUUCAAUAAAUAGCUGACAUUG